This is a messenger RNA of Hyaena hyaena (striped hyena), 3802 nucleotides long. RefSeq names its product purine rich element binding protein A (gene PURA). The transcript has 2 exons. The record is from RefSeq and is a predicted model, not a curated record. Lineage: Eukaryota; Metazoa; Chordata; Mammalia; Carnivora; Hyaenidae. Gene Ontology annotation, molecular function: purine-rich negative regulatory element binding; RNA polymerase II transcription regulatory region sequence-specific DNA binding; DNA-binding transcription factor activity, RNA polymerase II-specific. Gene Ontology annotation, cellular component: nucleus. Bases 2787 to 3755 code for a protein of 322 amino acids. Gene Ontology annotation, biological process: regulation of transcription by RNA polymerase II.
UGACCAAAGCCCCACACUUACAGGCUUAUCCUGAAGUUAACUUUUUGAGUAGUGGAAAUGUGCUAAAUGUCUAAUUUAUCAUUGAAUUAUUUUGGAAAAGCCAUUAUUAGCCUUGCUUACCUUUUAGAUACAUUUGUAAAAUAGGGGAGAGGCUGAUAUAUAAUGGUAGAAAUUUUACACAUAUAUAACAAAUAACAAAAUAAGCAAAUGCACAUUUAUGUGGAGAGAUACAGGUCUGAGUCGUUUGCUGAUUUGAGUUUAAAAUUCCCAGUUUGAGCAUGCAAAUGAUAUUUAACUUGUGUUUUGUCUAGAAGCUUCAUCAGUUGCCUGUGUGCUGGGGAACUAAGAACUCAGUUUCUAGUGACACUUUUUCAGAAAAUCAGGGUGUUCCCAAACUCAAACCGCUUCAGGACCCCUGGAUGUAAAUGUUUGGGACAGAGAAGCGAGAAAUUUAAACUCUAAAGUUGGUCUAGGAAGGUGGGCAUUUUUAAGCCCUAGUUUUCUGUCCUGGGGGAAACAGUCAUUAGCUUAGAAGAAUGGGACUGGCAGGCACGUGCCCCCUCAUCACAAUCCCAUUGGGCUUCUUACUGCUAUGAGCUUUCUUGAGUGGGUAAGGGCUUGGUUCUGUGCAAGGUAAACCCCAGAAGAGCAGCGGCUCUUCUAGAUAGACAGAUCUAAACAGAUCUUAGCCUCAGUUUACAGCUGGGAGCUUAAUGCCCCGCCUUGCUCUGUGCGGAGACCCUGCCACACAGCCUUCCCGUCCGUUUGGGGCCAGGGUCUAUCCAGGGUCCUGAUCGCUACUGUGUGAGUUUGGAGUAGCCACUGCUUUUUCUCACUUGAAUUUUUGCGCGUUGGGAAGUGCGCCAACAGUUUUUCUCUCCCCUUCCUUACAGAGUUGAGGACAAGGGAGGGAAUUUAGUAAGAUCAGCACUAAAAUGGUACUACACGAUACUGGAGGAUGCCCUCCAACUAAGGAGAAGUCUUUACGGGGCCCAAAGCCUUGAUUUCUGUCUCUCAGAAUGGGCCCCCCCUUCAGGGAACCAUUUCAGGGACCGCUGGACUAGGAGGUAGUUCGGGAGCUGGUUCCCACAGCACUACUCCAAUUUGCUCUUUGGUAGCCAUAGUGCUUUUCCCUGUUUCUUGCUCUUUAGCGGGAAGUAGCAAACAUCAGUCCAGAGCCAGAAUAGCUAUUGCUGGGUAGAAUGGGCCCUUGCUAAAAGAAAAAGGAAGCUAUGAAUACUUAGCAGGCAGGUUUGCUUAGGAGGUAAAGGGAUACAUUAGGGAGCUUUGAGGGCUCAGGUCUUGCCAAGGCUUAGGUCCUAGACUGAUCUGGGUUUCUUGAUCCUUAGUCGUCUUCACCCCUUUCUUUUCCAGGAACCUUGCACAACCAUGGUAUUCAGCUGUCUCUGGGGCUGAAUGAGGGAGGGAAGACCCCUUACUUCGGGGGUUGAGGGAUAUUCAGUGGGAACGGAACCCACAGAUGGGACAGAAACACUCUUCUAAGGAUGGAGACAGCAAUCUAUGCGUGAGAAAGCCAGGAGUAAAGCUGUGAUGUCUUUCCUUGAGCCCCCUGCAGAAGGUGACAAGGAGAAUGUAGGGGCAAUGGCAGGGGUUCCCCUGGAGAUAGGCCUUAGCUUCUCCCCAACUCUUAGAACUGCAGACUGCAGGGAGGGAGUAUGAGCAUUUGCUAUAUAUGUAGGAGAAGGAAUACAGGCCCUAGAUUAUGCUUUAGAUUUAGGAAGAAAGAAAACACUUCUUUCCGAGUUUUUCUGAGACCGGAGACCCCCUUUAGCUGUCACUGUCCAAAGAUCCAUGGGUUAAUUAAUGGUUGGUAACCUAGCUGUCUACCUAAAAACCACUAAUCAUUUAAUGUUUUACUUUUUGAGAGGUAGGGGCUCUCCUAGAUACUAAGGAGUUUCUGGGAGGAGGGAUAAAAGGGGCGAGCGAACCUGCGUUAAUGAAACCCGUAAGGAACUGCGUUUCCCAGGAAAUUCCUGACAUUUUUAGCUCGUGAAUUUACUAAAUCUUGCUUGGUUUUUCCUCCGUUCUGGGUCCUUCCAGAGGGGAAAAAGAGUGGGUUAGGGGCUGAAGGCUCGGCAGGGCCUGGUUCAUCCGCAGAGCUGGCCGGCAACCCAGGCUGGGCUCAGCCUUGAGCAGGGUGCCCCCCUUCCCCAAAUCUCGGAAGGAGGAGGGGGAGGCAGGCGGGCAUUUGUGGUCCCAAAGGGGGUUCGUUGAAGGUUUUUGGGUGAGCGUGGGGUUUCUUUUUGAUUGUUGCUUGGGGGGAAGGGGAGAGCCAACGGGAACAGGCACUGCGGGCACCCCGGCCCUGGUGCGGCUGCCGUCCUCUGCUUGGCUCCCCCCCGCCGGUGAGUGCGCCCGCCCGCCUGCCCGCCCGACUGUGCGGGGCUGCGGUUGGGGGGAGGGGGGAGCGGGAUCAUCUGAGGCCAGAGUCGCUGCCGUGCGCGGGGAGGGGGAAGCGGCGGGAGCGAGGGGAGGGACAGGCUAGGUGUCUGCUGCUCCGCGCCACUGCUGCCGGCGCCCCGUCCUCAUCCCAAGCAGCCCCUUCUGCAGCUAAGGGUUACCGCCGCACCACCUCUCCUGUUCUUGCCCGCCUCUGCGGCCAGGGCUCUGCGAUCUCGCGAGAGUGGCUGACUGGCUGUGGGGGUUGCGGCGGCAGCAGGCGGAGCCGGGGAGGGAAAGCAGCGGCGGCUGAGGCGACUGAGGCGGCGGGCGGAGCGGCAGGCGGCGGCGGCGGCGGCGGCGGCGCGGCGGCGGAGCGCAGCAUCAUGGCGGACCGAGACAGCGGCAGCGAGCAGGGUGGUGCGGCGCUGGGCUCGGGCGGCUCCCUGGGGCACCCAGGCUCGGGCUCGGGCUCCGGCGGGGGCGGUGGUGGCGGCGGGGGCGGCGGCGGCAGUGGCGGCGGCGGCGGCGGGGCCCCGGGGGGGCUGCAGCACGAGACGCAGGAGCUGGCCUCCAAGCGGGUGGACAUCCAGAACAAGCGCUUCUACCUGGACGUGAAGCAGAACGCCAAGGGCCGCUUUCUGAAGAUUGCUGAGGUGGGCGCGGGCGGCAACAAGAGCCGCCUCACUCUCUCCAUGUCAGUGGCCGUGGAGUUCCGCGACUACCUGGGCGACUUCAUCGAGCACUACGCGCAGCUGGGCCCCAGCCAGCCGCCCGACCUGGCCCAGGCGCAGGACGAGCCGCGCCGGGCGCUCAAGAGCGAGUUCCUGGUGCGCGAGAACCGCAAGUACUACAUGGAUCUCAAGGAGAACCAGCGCGGCCGCUUCCUGCGCAUCCGCCAGACGGUCAACCGGGGGCCCGGCCUGGGCUCCACGCAGGGCCAGACCAUUGCGCUGCCCGCACAGGGGCUCAUCGAGUUCCGCGACGCUCUGGCCAAGCUCAUCGAUGACUACGGAGUGGAGGAGGAGCCGGCCGAGCUGCCCGAGGGCACCUCCUUGACUGUGGACAACAAGCGCUUCUUCUUCGAUGUGGGCUCUAACAAGUACGGCGUGUUUAUGCGAGUGAGCGAGGUUAAGCCCACCUACCGCAACUCCAUCACCGUGCCCUACAAGGUGUGGGCCAAGUUCGGACACACCUUCUGCAAGUACUCGGAGGAGAUGAAGAAGAUUCAAGAGAAACAGAGGGAGAAGCGAGCUGCCUGUGAGCAGCUCCACCAGCAGCAGCAGCAACAGCAGGAGGAGACCGCCGCUGCCACCCUGUUGCUGCAGGGUGAAGAAGAAGGGGAAGAAGAUUGAUCAAACUGAAUGGAAAAAACCCACACACACAUGCAUACACACACACA